AUGCAAACAUGGAGAACUAAACUAAGUGUGGAUACGAACAAAGGGAACUAUACAACGGAAGAAAUCAGGAUCCAAAGAGGAAUAUUCCAAGGGGACAAAUUGAGCACCUUAUGGUUCUGCCUCUCUAUAAAUCUCCUAAGUAAGCUGCUGAACCAAUCCAAAUAUGGCUACGUAAUAGAGAGAAGAAACAACACCAAAAUCAACCACCAACUAUACAUCGACGAUCUCAAACUGUAUGCUGCCAACGAAGAUCAACUGACAAGAGAACUGAAAAUAGUGGCAUCCUUCACUGACGCCAUUAAAAUGGAAAUGGGACUGGAUAAGUGCGCUAUGGUACACAUGAGGAGAGGAAAGAUACGAGAAGGAGAAGCGCUAGAAAUACAGGAGCAACUAACAAUCCGAACAUUGGGCCCAGAGGAAACUUACAAAUACCUGGGUAUCCAACAGGGCUUAGAAAUAAAUACUAACGAGGCCAAGACUACCUUCAAGCACAAAUUCUUUGACAGACUGAAGAAAAUAUUACAAAGCAAGCUCAACUCCAAAGCAAUGUUCACAUCCAUCAGCACUUGGGUAGUGCCAUGCUUAGCAUACUCCUUUGGAAUAAUAAAGUGGUCAACCACCGACCUAAGAGCCAUUGACAUCCAAGUAAGGAAGCUUUUAACUAAGUAUGGAAUACACCAUCCAAACGCCUCCAGCAACAGGCUCUAUAUAUCUAGAAAAGAUGGAGGAAGAGGACUACCGAACAUUGAAAUGGCUCAUUAUAACACUGUGAAGGAAAUGAAGAAAUAUUUUAAAUCGAAAAACUCACCUCUCCUUAAAGCACUAUCAGCAGAAGAUGACAAUAUAACAGCACUCAACCUGUCAUCUAACAGUUAUCCUAGUGAACCAUCCAACAUCCAAGAGUUAUCCGACAUAUGGCAUGGCAAAGCACUUCAUGGCAGAUUCCCAACAGCACUGAAACAUAAGAAAGUCGACAAAGAGAAAUCGCUCACGUACCUAAGGGCUGGUUACCUUUUCCCAGAAACUGAAGGCAGAUUAACAGCAAUUGAGGAUCAGGUUGUACCCACCAGAGCGUAUCAGAAAAACAUAAUCGGGAAAAAGUUAACCACAGAUAAGUGUCGCAAAUGCUCGCUAUCACCUGAGACUAUACAGCAUGUAACGUCGUCCUGCCCCAUCCUCGCGCCCAAAGAGUACACAGACCGCCACAACGCUAUGGCGAAGGCAUACCAUCAAGCUAUUGCCAAAAAGUAUGGAUUAGUCAAAUCAACUCUACCAGUUUAUAAGUACUUACCUAAGGAAAUACUGGAGAAUGAACAGGUGAAACUCUACUGGGACCACCCACUUGUAACGGACAGAUCAAUCCCUCAUAAUCGUCCAGACAUCGUACUUUUCGAAAAGACACAGAGGAAAGUGACGAUUGCAGACAUAACAGUACCAGCUGACGACAACAUCGAGAAGGCAUAUACGGAGAAGAUAGUGAAAUACCAUGACCUUGCCUUCGAACUGAAGGAAAUUAAUAGACUUACCUGUACCACAAUUCUUCCACUGAUUAUCACCACCAAUGGCCUGGUUGAAACACAUCUGCUGGAGAACACUAAAAAGCUCGGCCUCGAAGAACAUGUGAUUGAUGACGCACAGAAGGAAGUGAUCCUAUGGACUACACGCAUCGUACGUAGGUUCCUGACGAGCAAUUGA
Coccinella septempunctata (seven-spotted ladybird) is the source of this 1695-nucleotide messenger RNA. RefSeq lists its product as uncharacterized. The record is from RefSeq and is a predicted model, not a curated record. The transcript has a single exon. The coding region runs from base 1 to 1695 and encodes 564 amino acids. NCBI's taxonomy places the organism in Eukaryota, Metazoa, Arthropoda, Insecta, Coleoptera, Coccinellidae.